This is a messenger RNA of Trichoplusia ni (cabbage looper), 1949 nucleotides long. RefSeq names its product beta-1,3-galactosyltransferase 5-like. Gene Ontology annotation, cellular component: membrane. NCBI's taxonomy places the organism in Eukaryota, Metazoa, Arthropoda, Insecta, Lepidoptera, Noctuidae. Gene Ontology annotation, molecular function: hexosyltransferase activity. Bases 562 to 1629 code for a protein of 355 amino acids. The record is from RefSeq and is a predicted model, not a curated record. The transcript has 3 exons.
ACCUUCUCUGGCGCCCGAAUAGAAGGUUGAACUAUUGCCAAUCGGUAAUGAGGAGGAGCUAUUACAUUAUUACAAGAAAUUAUUUACAUGUUUUGAUUACAGUUUCGAUUAAAAAGCUGGGUGCUUAUAUAAAAAGUAUUAUUAUAACUAGAAAUCAGUUUCUCUCCGCAGGGCAAAGGCCUCCCUUUUCUCCUCCCAUUUAUCCCGGUUUGUAGCUAACAGAGGCUAGUUUUCAGAGAAGGAAUCGAGCUGCCUCGCCAUUUCCUUUUGGGUCUGCUGCUUGCUGUUCUUACCGCACUGUGUGGUUACAUUUUUCAAACAUCUAAAAAUACCUACAGAAGUAUGUUAUUGCCUUGACAAUGAGAUUGUUUAUCUGUAGUAAACAAAUCACAAUACUCGAUGUCAAAUCAAAACAUUGUGAUUGUCAGUUUCAGACUGUCAGUGUCAUAAAAAGUUUCAAAGUUUGUCGAAAGGGAAAAACAAAACUUUAAUUUAAUUUCUUACGGAAUCGUAGCUUUUUAACCUAAAUAAAAGUUUUAAUUUAACACGUGCCAAUUUAAAAUGCGAAGAAAGUUUGUUUAUUUGGCUAUUUUAUUAGGAAUAGCAUUAACCAGCUGGAUUUAUUGGAAAUCAAAUGUCGGAAAUAACUCACUUGUUUUUUUUAAGAGUAAAAAUUAUAUAAUUAAGGAUAUCCAGAUCAAACCUUCCAGCUUCAGUUGUAAAAGACAUCCAUUUUUAAUUAUAUUAGUGACCUCAUAUGUGGGACAUGUAGAGUUAAGGAGUGCUCACAGGAGGGCGAUGCCAUCUGACAUGUUGAGACAAAUGAAUACCAGUAGAGUAUUCCUACUGGCUCAAAUACCUGCGAAGGAAAAGUAUAUUACACAGUCAGCUAUCAAAGAUGAAAGCGAUGAAUUUGGUGACAUCCUACAAGGAACAUUUACAGAAAACUACAGAAACCUCACUUAUAAACACCUUAUGGGCUUACAAUGGGCCUCAAUAAACUGUGCUAAAAGCAAAUUUAUACUCAAAGUAGAUGAUGACACAGUAUUCAAUUUGGAAAAGACAUACCAAUUAUUAAAAACAUUGGAUCACUCUUCCAACUUUUUUAUGGGCUACAUGUUAAAUAAUACAAAGCCAAAAAGGAAUAAAGAAAACAAGUGGUAUGUCACUUGGAAUGAGUACUCCAGAACUGAGUAUCCCCCCUACCUUUCUGGCUGGUACUACAUCACAACACCUGGAGCAGCAGCCAUGGUAUCUGAAGAAGCCAUAUACCAUCCAUAUUUCUGGAUAGAUGACAUUUUCGUGACUGGUAUCCUCACAGAAGCACUCGACAUCAAGUUGAGGCAAUUACCAGACAAUUACUGGCUGGAAUACUAUGAAUUGUUGGAAUGUUGCCUCAAAGACAUGAUAAAAAAAUCAAUAAAAUGUGACUAUGUCUUAGGACCCAAUGGUGGUAGGAAUAAUUUAAUUGUUGAAUUUAAUAAUGCUUUAAGAAACUGCAGUAGUUGGCAGAACUGUAAACCAAGGACUGAGAAGCAAAGUCUGAAUAAAGUGUGUGUGGCUUAUAAGCAACGGACUAUAUUCAGUGAUGGUGGUAAAGCAGAAGUGCGCUCUAUCAGAUUAUUGUAAUUUCGCCUUAUUAGGACCAGCAUUUUAGAUGGAUUUUUUUAACAAUGUAUCAAAAUGUUAUUAUUUUUGUUAGUAAAAUUAAUCAGAUAUGUACUAGUGACCACUAAUAAAACAAGGGAAAUAACUAAAAGACUAAAUAAUAGAACAUAUAUUUUUACAACAUUUAUUGUCAAAUUAUAAGAGAUAACAUAGAGAAAAUUAACAUAAUUAAUUAAUGAUGAAGUCAUUGUAUGGCACAAUUAAAAUUGAAGCUAUGUCUGAGGACAAUCUAAAUAAAAAUGAUAAUUAAGUACUAUGUAAUAUAAAAUAAAUUUUACUAA